AGAUUUUCCCAAUUAUUUUGGGAUUUUCCCAAAUUUUGGUUUUUCCAGGUUUCCCACGCCUCCACCCGGACCCAAUUUGGGGCCAAAAUCCACGAAUUUGGGGCCAUCCAGGAGAAGCUGGGCAGGAUGGCGCUGCUGCAUUACGUCACCGAGUCCAUGGCCUUCAUGAUCAGCGCCAACAUGGACAGAGGCGACCCCGACUUCCAGAUCGAGGCGGCCAUCAGCAAAAUCUUCGGCUCCGAGGCCGCCUGGGCCGUGGCUGACGAGUGCAUCCAGGUCAUGGGGGGGAUGGGCUUCAUGCAGGAGCCGGGCGUGGAGCGGGUGCUGAGGGAUUUGAGGAUUUUCCGAAUUUUCGAGGGAACCAACGACAUCCUGAGGCUCUUCGUGGCCCUGCAGGGCUGCCAGGUGCUGGGCCAGACUGG
Pyrgilauda ruficollis (rufous-necked snowfinch) is the source of this 422-nucleotide messenger RNA. Its product is annotated as very long-chain specific acyl-CoA dehydrogenase, mitochondrial-like. Gene Ontology annotation, molecular function: very-long-chain fatty acyl-CoA dehydrogenase activity; fatty-acyl-CoA binding. The annotation marks the transcript as partial. The record is from RefSeq and is a predicted model, not a curated record. The transcript has 4 exons. Lineage: Eukaryota; Metazoa; Chordata; Aves; Passeriformes; Passeridae.